AAAUAAAAAGGAAAAACUCCGUGAAUAGCAAAUAAACAAUCAUCACACUCGCUAUAAAAUUGAGGUUAUGUCAGGAUUGCUGCUCCAUGUGCAAUUCCCAGCAAUUCCACAAGAUCUCCCCCGAUUAACUGUAAUCCUUUGUCGCCAACACUUUCACUAUUGAUCAAAUGGCAAUUUUACUACUAUCCAGUCCACUUUGACCUCCACCCUGAGCAAGAACUACAGAGAAAACCAUUCCGACCGCGUGGCGUUUUGUACACACACCCAAUUUUUACACAUAAAAGUGCCUUUUCGCAAAGAAAACACCCUCUUUUGGUAAAUCAACACUUGCGGAAAACAUUGGCACAGGAGGAAAAGACGCCUUUCGCCCACCAAUAUGAGGAAGAUCCGAAGAUAUUUGUCUGGAGAUGAGCUUGAGAAGCGCCUGAUCCGAUACUUUCAGCGCCCGCAUAGACUGAACAUCACGCCGUACGUGAAUGAGGACUUCUCCAGCCACUGUUUGGAGCUCACGAAUGGACACAAGGAUUUGCUGCUGUUGCCCACUGACGACAUGCUCGCGAUGAGGAAAGUGAUCUUCGUGGGCGAGAGCGCAGUCGGGAAGACCUCGCUCAUCACUAAAUUCUACUACGGGGAGUUCGAUCCCUCUUACACGUCCACUUUGGGUAUCGACUUCCAGCUAGAAAGAUUCGUGGUGCUCAACUGUGAACAUCGGCUGCAAUUGUGGGACACUGCUGGCCAAGAAAGAUACCGCGCCAUAGCGAUUCCCUUCUAUCGGGGAUCUUCGACAAUCGUGUCCAUCUUCGACAUGAGCAAUCCUUCCACGAUUGCCAGUGCCAUUGACUACAUCUCCAUUGCAAGACUCCACUCCCAGACGGUCAGAAAUUCUCCGACUCCCACUUUUCUCGUGGGAAACAAGCUUGAUCUCCUGACGCCUUGCGAGUAUCGGGAAAUCUCGGAGCGAGGUCAGAAAGUGGCGAAAGAAAUUGGCGCAGAAUACUUCGAGGUUUCUUGCAAAGACACUGCUGGCGUUACAAAGCUUUUCAGGCGAAUCGCUCUGAUCAAUUUUGAAGACUUCUGCGCUGAAAUUCCCAUUCCCAUCGAAAUGAGUCCCUUCGAAAAGUUUAUUUCCAGAAUCUUCCGCCUCAAAAAAAAUCCCGACAGGAAGAAAUCAUGGUGUUUCCUCAAUUGAUUUUCUAUACGGAAAAAAUAAUUUUUUUUUAUAUACAUAUGUAUACGAGGGCGA
Phlebotomus argentipes is the source of this 1243-nucleotide messenger RNA. Its product is annotated as ras-related protein Rab-6A-like. The coding region runs from base 377 to 1189 and encodes 270 amino acids. Gene Ontology annotation, molecular function: GTPase activity; GTP binding. The record is from RefSeq and is a predicted model, not a curated record. NCBI's taxonomy places the organism in Eukaryota, Metazoa, Arthropoda, Insecta, Diptera, Psychodidae. The transcript has 4 exons.